AUGUCUAGAAAGAAUCCUGGAUUGUUUGAAGAAUACAACCAAAUCAUUGUAGAGCAAUCUUCACCAGGAAUAAUGUCCGAUGUUGAUCCUGACAAACCAGUCGAAAUUGGUCACGUGAUUUUUUUACCGCAUCAUUCAGUUAUACGCGGAGACAAACAGACGACUAAAGUGAGGAUAGUCUAUGGUGCUCCGUCAAGUCUGCUGGUCCGGUACCAUCGUGUUGCUUUGGCGGCCGACAUUGUAAAAGCCUUCCUGAUGGUCCGGAUCAAAGAAGCUAGCCAAGAUGUUUUGCGCUUUCUUUGGAUAGAUGAUCCUGAUAACGAACAUCCAAACAUUUUCGUGAAACGUUUCAAUCGAGUCGUAUUUGGCGUCACAAGUUCUCCCUUUCUGCUGAACGCAACAAUUAGACACCACGUAACCAAGUAUGAAGCUUAUCAUCCCCAAUUCGUGAGCGAUUUUCUGACCUCUCUCCAUGGGGAUGACUUCAAGAGGGGAAAAGACAGCGUCCCUGAAGCAUUUCAGCUCUACACAAAGGCAAGAUCAAUAAUGAAGGAAGCUGGCUUCCAUUUGAGGAAGUGGAUUUCAAGUUCUGAACGGCUAAUGGAAUGGAUCGACGAAGAAGAAGGAGUACCAGUCAAAGAAAUGGUUGAGUUAUCGAAAAAAGACGGUACUGAAGAGUAUGCGCACGCAGAAAAUCUAUGA
This is a messenger RNA of Pocillopora verrucosa, 702 nucleotides long. RefSeq lists its product as uncharacterized. The record is from RefSeq and is a predicted model, not a curated record. Lineage: Eukaryota; Metazoa; Cnidaria; Anthozoa; Scleractinia; Pocilloporidae.